Molecule: messenger RNA, 1899 nt
Organism: Hypoxylon trugodes
Lineage: Eukaryota; Fungi; Ascomycota; Sordariomycetes; Xylariales; Hypoxylaceae
Product: cytochrome P450
Exons: 6
Coding region: 1-1620 (539 amino acids)
Molecular function (GO): monooxygenase activity; iron ion binding; oxidoreductase activity, acting on paired donors, with incorporation or reduction of molecular oxygen
Source: RefSeq, a predicted model, not a curated record
AUGGAUAUAACCUCUCACAUCAUGUGGGCCCUGGACAUGUUGCCCUUGGUGGCACUGUACGGCUUUAGUAUCAUGAUAGCAUUGGUCCUGUUCGCCGUCGGCUAUCGAGCCAUUCUCCAUCCCUUAAGUAAAUACCCAGGGCCAUUCAUUGCUAAACUGAGUAAUGGCUACAGUGGCUAUCAUGCGCUGAAACAGGAUCUCCAUCUUGUCACAUAUCGUGAUUAUUUGAAAUAUGGUUCGGUAUUUAGACAUGCCCCUAAUCGUUUGGUGUUUAAUACGGCAACCGCAGUCCGUGAUAUCUAUCUGAACCCUGGGGUUAAUAAAGCUCGUAUAUACGAGAAAACGCAGUUCAACCCACAGAAGAAUAUAUUUGGUACGUUGGAUAGGGAGCGCCACCGGCAGAAACGAAAGAUAUAUGGGCAGGUCCUCUCCGAUCGAUCUUUGCGUACUUUUGAACCGACUAUGAGCAAGGAGAUUGAUGCUUUCUUGGGCCAACUCUUGAAAAUGGGCGGUAAGCCCGCUAACAUGUCGCUCUUAUGUGAGCGUCUCACCGCCGACGUCGCCGGUAACUUAGCCUUUGGGCAACAACUUCAUACUUUGCUUAUAUUUUCAGUAUGUGGGCUCUAUUCCCUGCGGGUUGCCAAAAUAUAUCGGCUCGCUCCCUUCUUGUCGUCGGUAAUAAGGUUGCUGAUCGUUCACGUAGUGACCUGGCCGAACCUUUCUGUCAUAUGGCCGAUAUUCAGUAGGUUGUACCGGAAAAGCGGACGAGCAUUUAGCGACACGAUACGAGACAUAAUCCAGAAACGUAUGGCUCUGCCCAAGGAUGCAAAGCACGACUUUUACUCCGUUGCGACGAGCGAUCCCGUUCUUGAGAAUGAGAAUCUGAGACAGAGCGAGUUAUGGGCUGAGGCUGUAUUUAUCAUGCCAGCUGGUGGUGCUACGACGCCUGCGGCGCUUAGCGCUCUCUUCUUUUACCUUUCACGCCAUCCGACCGUUUAUGCUCGACUCGCUAGGGAGAUUCGCACGACAUUCGCUGAGACCGCGAUUCAAAGCGGGCCGCAACCAGUUGGCUGCACGUAUCUUCGCGCUGUUAUCGAUGAAACCCUGCGGGUCGCACCGCCUUUUCUGGGCACCUUCUGGCGUGAACCGCAUGCUUCCUACACUGAACCAUUUAUAGUCGACGGGCAUGUAAUACCUCAAGGCACCGCUGUUGGCGUGAGCCCGUAUUGCUUAAUGCACAAUGAAGCUUACUUCCCCGAACCGUUCGAAUUUCGGCCGGAACGAUGGCUAGGGUCGGAGGAGCAAAGGGCGGCGAUGCGAGGGGCAUUUGCGCCGUUUGCGCUCGGAGAUACUGGGUGUCUCGGUAAGUCUAUGGCAUAUCUUGAGAUAAGUCUAGUGAUAGCGAAAACGUUAUGGUAUUUCGAUUUCGAGAAGGCCCCCGGAGAAGCGGGUAAGCUUGGAGAAGGAGAGGUCGAGCGCGUGAAUGGGAGGGGUCGGACGGAUGAGUAUCAGCUGCGUGAUCUCGCGGUAGCGGGUCAUGAUGGACCAAACCUGGGGUUUAAGCCAAGGGGCGAUUAUUGGAAGGCACUGAUAAACGAUGAAGUCAAAGUCAAAGUCUAGAUUGUAUUUCGAGAAGACUGAGGUAUGAUGUGGAAGGCUAAGCUAAGAAUUCGUGGUCUGUAAUUGAAAUUUUGUAUCACCCGCCUUUAGCGCUUUGACCAUCGCGACAUGGCCCCAAACAGCGCCAUUAUAGAAAAAUCUUGGUUCUAAAUAAAACCCAGAGUAUGUCAAGAGAGAUUUAAUAGUCAGGAACUAGAUCAUCUAAAUUUGUUGUCUCACGACGCUUGCCGAACCGCCAAUAAUCCUUCUUGACGACGCAGAAGUAGAAAUAUAGCCUCC